Molecule: messenger RNA, 1778 nt
Organism: Melitaea cinxia (Glanville fritillary)
Lineage: Eukaryota; Metazoa; Arthropoda; Insecta; Lepidoptera; Nymphalidae
Gene: VATPc
Product: V-type proton ATPase 16 kDa proteolipid subunit
Exons: 3
Coding region: 157-630 (157 amino acids)
Biological process (GO): proton transmembrane transport
Cellular component (GO): proton-transporting V-type ATPase, V0 domain
Molecular function (GO): proton-transporting ATPase activity, rotational mechanism
Source: RefSeq, a predicted model, not a curated record
CUGCCUUGAACAUCAAUCGUCAUAUGACCCAUUCUAUCGAGUCUGCAAAGCUUGGGCCAUAUUUGUCUGUGCUAAAAUAGUUUCGUGGAGUGAGUGUGUGCAGAUAGUCAUCACAGUUUUUGGGACCUGUAAAUACUCCCACAUUUCAAAAUCAAAAUGGCUGAAACAAAUCCCAUCUAUGGACCCUUCUUCGGAGUUAUGGGGGCGGCGUCUGCUAUCAUUUUUAGUGCCCUCGGAGCUGCCUAUGGAACAGCCAAGUCAGGUACCGGUAUUGCCGCCAUGUCGGUGAUGCGGCCUGAACUUAUCAUGAAGUCCAUCAUUCCCGUUGUCAUGGCGGGUAUUAUUGCCAUCUACGGAUUGGUCGUGGCCGUACUUAUUGCUGGUUCCCUUGAGGCACCAGCCACCUACCCCUUGUUCAGAGGGUUCAUCCACUUGGGAGCGGGUCUCGCUGUAGGUUUCUCUGGUCUGGCCGCCGGUUUCGCCAUAGGCAUUGUAGGUGAUGCCGGUGUCCGCGGUACAGCCCAACAGCCCAGGCUAUUCGUCGGAAUGAUUCUUAUCCUCAUUUUCGCCGAAGUAUUGGGUCUAUACGGUCUCAUCGUCGCCAUCUAUCUGUACACGAAACAACAGUAAAUCUGCUAGCACACUCCCGUCGCCCGUGCCCCGGAGCCCUAUGCAAUUGUACCAACUGCUCAUAAUAUUUCGCAUAAAUAUCUCAGAUACGUCGCCGGUAGCGACACAGCAUAGCGCCCCGAGGCACAGUAAAGUAACUUGUUGAAACCGAAGCUUCAAUAUAAUCGCAUAUCUCUGGACGAUCCGGACUGGAUGCUGCUUCCGAGUCGCCCUUCGAGACGCGAUCUGUAUAAAUAGUUUAUAAAGUUCAAUUUUAUAAUAACGAAUAAAACACGAAACCGAAUCAUGGUUGCCGCUACCGCGCGAUGACGGAGUUAUUUAUUUAUUAUUUUUUUAAUUUAAUUUCAGCUAAUGUUUUUUUAAGGUGACUGGAGUUUAUCACCGACAUAUCAAAUUAAUUUGCGCGUUACCAUCCCUCGCGUUCAAAACGUUACAUCUGUCGAUAUCACUUUUAGAUUAUUUUAGCGUUAAGGCGAAACUAAUGUACAGUUAGAGUAGAAAGUUAAGUCCAAACAAUUUAUCUUAAAAUAAUUUAUGAAACCGUGAAACCCCCAGGGUACUGUGUUAUCUAUUGCUGAAUUAAGGUCAAACCUGGCUUGAAUAUACUUGCUCUUUACAGCUUUCGGUGUCUUAAGUGGAUGUACUUAUCCAUAAAACUGUACUGUUGCCCGUAUUGUCUACCAAUGCUGAGUGACCACUGAAAUAUUCCAAAGCGAGUCACAAAUAAUGUAAUGCCAGGGAUCAGUUAAUAAACAUGAUUUGUACAUUCCAUAUUAUUUUGUUUCUACUUGAUUGUUUUGUGUGUUUUAUUUACCUCGACGAUCUUCACAUGAGCAACAAGAUUUAUAUAAUAACUAGGAAGGCGGAUGCUACAUGACAUUGCACUGUCGUAUUAUAUCAAAUAAUCUAUGAAUAUAAUAAAAAUAUAAACGUUUCUGACGACUUACUAUGUGAAAUAUAUUUCAAAUAUUUUUAUGUAUACCUCAUAGUCAAAAUGAUGUUUGAAUGAAUAUAAAUUGGUAAGUAAAAUAAAUACAAUAGGUGAAAUUGUAUUAUUUUAGGUUUCAUGUUAGAGAAUGUUAUAAUCUUUGGUGUUAUUGAAUGAAUUGUGUUAAUAAAAUAUUUUAAAAAGUACUGUAAAUUAUGAA